Messenger RNA from Pyricularia pennisetigena, 1068 nucleotides. RefSeq lists its product as uncharacterized. The coding region runs from base 1 to 1068 and encodes 355 amino acids. The record is from RefSeq and is a predicted model, not a curated record. The transcript has 2 exons. NCBI's taxonomy places the organism in Eukaryota, Fungi, Ascomycota, Sordariomycetes, Magnaporthales, Pyriculariaceae.
AUGUCUCCGAUGCACAUGAGCAUGGCCCCAGUGGCUUACACGCCUAUUUCGGACGCCAUGGACCGUCACGAAUACGGCAUCAGCAAGAACCGCAAGACGGCGUCCACCGGCGGAGGUCGGGCCUGGAGUGAAGAUGAGGAAGUGUACUUGCUCCAGACACGCCUCCAGAAGAUGCCUUACAAACACAUCGCCGCCCACCUGAAGAAGACCGAGUUGGCAUGCCGCCUGCAUUACCACCAGCUUAGCCAUGGCUCGAACCGCCGCAAGCGCACGACGAGCGUCUCGUCGGGCUCCUCGACCGGCGGCCACUCGCCCACCAUGCCGGCUACAAUGCCAUCCCCGAUUCACGAGUCCGGGUCCCGUUCCGUCUCGCCCCCUGGUAGCGCAGGCUCAUAUAGGGCGGGAUCUCCGGUCGGCCAUGGCAUCCAGCUACCCAGCAUCAUGUCAGCCAACAACAACAGCAACGACUCGCCUCGCCUUCCCGCCAUUCUGCCCAAGCCUGCCUCCAUGGGACUGACCAUUCCGCCUUCGAGCUCGAGCCGCGGCUUCUCUUCGUCGGCUCUAUCCGAGUCUGGCAUGUCGCACAACGCACAAUUGCUGCCCGCCGCCAACUUUGCGCCCAGCCACGCACCGCCGCACCACCCUUCAUUGCGCCUCGACUGCAGUGUUACCCUGCCGCCGCCGCAGUCGGCUGCCCAUUCGCAGAUCGACAUGUCGCGCUUGUCGGCCAUCUACGCCGCCCACCGCACCGGCUUCUGGUCCGCUAUCGCGGCCGAAUACGGUCCCGGUGUCAGUGCCUCGGCCCUCGAGCAGGCGUGGAACAGCAAUGCGCAGCCCAUCAACAAGCAGCAGCAGCAGCAGCAGCCUUACCACUACGGUCACCAGACCCCUCAGCAAACCGUUACACCCAUCACCCCCGUUCUCUCCCCUGAGGAACGUGAGGCCUACAGCAUGCGGGCGGCUUCGGACAAGACGCGUAUCUCUGCCAUUCUCGGCAUCGAUGCAGACCCGCGUAGCCCCAAGGAGAGGGAAAUUGUCAGGAGGAUGGAGGAGAGAGUUGGCGCAUAA